This is a messenger RNA of Radiomyces spectabilis, 1452 nucleotides long. RefSeq lists its product as uncharacterized. The record is from RefSeq and is a predicted model, not a curated record. Lineage: Eukaryota; Fungi; Mucoromycota; Mucoromycetes; Mucorales; Radiomycetaceae. Gene Ontology annotation, biological process: carbohydrate metabolic process. The coding region runs from base 1 to 1452 and encodes 483 amino acids. Gene Ontology annotation, cellular component: membrane. The transcript is spliced from 2 exons. Gene Ontology annotation, molecular function: chitin deacetylase activity.
AUGUACUUUUCCUUGAUAUCGGCCGCGCUCGUUCUCGUAAGCGGUGAUUUCGUGUCAGCUCAAAGCGCAACCGCAUCAGGUGCCGUCGGCGCUUCUUCCACUUCGCCUUAUUUACCCCAGACCUCGCCUGCUUAUCUGUCCAACAUUACCAAACCAUCCGGUGUGGUCGACAGUUACAACUUCGGUCCCUAUAACACUUCGGCGACUCUAUCUCAUGAGCCCCUCAAUUUGAAGAACUAUCCCAAGCCGUGGGGCAAACCUGACCCCAAGCACCCCGAAGUUCAAGCCGCCAUGAAGACCAUCAAUUGGGACAAGGUUCCCAAAGCACCUACUCGCAAGGGAAAGAGCAAUGGCGACUUGAUCACCGACAACUAUGACGAAGAUAAAGAUCCUUACUGCUGGUGGUCCGACACUAACUGUGUCAAGCCCAAGGUCAGCUAUCUCCCUGAAGAUAUCUACAUGUGUCCCAACGUUGGCGAUUGGGGUCUGACCUACGAUGACGGUCCAUUCAAUCCCAAUCACGAAAAGGGACCUUUGAACGACGAUAAAUGGGCCGAGCCUCAGCUCUACAACUGGUUAGCCGAACACGGUAAUCAAAAGGCCACUCUUUUCUACAUUGGUUCCAACGUCGUUACUUUCCCUGAGGCUGCCAAGCGUGGUUUGAACCAUGGUCACUACCUCUGCAGUCAUACUUGGUCGCAUCCUCAAAUGACCACCAUGUCCAACGAAGAAGCUGUGGCUGAAUUUUACUGGACGCUCAAGGCCAUCAAGGAGGCUACCGGUGUCACUGUUAAAUGCUGGCGUCCUCCUUACGGUGAUGUGGAUGAUCGUAUCCGUUCCAUUGCCUGGCAGAUGGGUAUGCGCACCGUCCUCUGGAAUCUCGAUACUAACGAUUGGGAUAUGCCCGGAGACGGUGGCGGUGAUCUCGCUCCUUCCAAGGUCGAUGGCUACUUCCAAGGCUGGAUUGACAAGCAGAAAGCCGGAAAGUACAAGACUGGUCACAUUCUUCUCGAACACGAAUUGAACAACUCUACCGUCAGCAUGACCGAAAAGUGGUUGCCCAAGCUUCAACAAGUCUUCAACGUCGUUCCUGCUCUCGCCUGUCAAAACAUCACCCAUCCCUACUGGGAAGAACAAUUCGUCUACCCUACUGAAGCUCACAACACCACCAAAUCCCACAACAGCAACAGCUCCCAAUCUCAAGUCUCGGCUUCAGGAGCCGCAUCUAGCGUACACGCAGCUUCUAUUCAACCUAGCGCUCAGGCCUCGGCUCAGCCUUCCUCCCAAGCUUCCGAAAACGUAGACGCCGGUAAAAACAACAACAACGCUGCCGCCCAAGGUUCCGAUGUCAAGAAUCUCGAUUCCGACAGCUCUGAUGCAGGAUCAUUGGUCAUGCCAACCAUGCUUACCUUAGGUGCAGCGGCCUUUGCUAGCAUGGCUAUUGUCAAUUAA